Messenger RNA from Necator americanus (New World hookworm), 435 nucleotides. RefSeq lists its product as uncharacterized. Gene Ontology annotation, molecular function: histone H3K4 methyltransferase activity; DNA topoisomerase binding; double-stranded DNA binding. The record is from RefSeq and is a predicted model, not a curated record. Gene Ontology annotation, cellular component: site of double-strand break; nucleus; condensed chromosome. The coding region runs from base 1 to 435 and encodes 144 amino acids. NCBI's taxonomy places the organism in Eukaryota, Metazoa, Nematoda, Chromadorea, Rhabditida, Ancylostomatidae. Gene Ontology annotation, biological process: mitotic DNA integrity checkpoint signaling; DNA double-strand break processing; replication fork processing. The transcript has a single exon.
AUGAGUGACCGAAAGUGGCUGUACGACUUUAAACAAAGCAAGACGGCCGCCCAUUGUCACCGCUCACUGUCCCUCGUGUUUGGACAAGACGUUAUCUCCAGAAGCCAGUGCCGCCGUUGGUUUCAGCGUUUUGCUAAUGGAAACGAAUCCCUCGGAGACGAAGAAUACGAUAGCCCCCCAGUCGUCGUCGAUAACCAAGGGCUGCUAGCCGGAAUCGAGGAGGAUUCCACUCAGACUGUUCGCUCUCUUGCAGAGCACUUCAGAUGCUCCAAAGAUCAGAAGAUCGAGUACUUCGACGCGGUGAAAAUUUGGGUGGACAACUUUUCUACCGCGACGGCCUCCAUUCCUUGCGUGGGCGAUGGAAGAGUGUCGCUGAUAAUUGUGGACAAUAUAUUGCUGAAUAAACUUGCUCCUGUCAUUACUUGUAAUAUUUGA